Molecule: messenger RNA, 3096 nt
Organism: Aspergillus niger
Lineage: Eukaryota; Fungi; Ascomycota; Eurotiomycetes; Eurotiales; Aspergillaceae
Exons: 1
Coding region: 1-3096 (1031 amino acids)
Source: RefSeq, a predicted model, not a curated record
AUGUCACCGUCGCUACUUAUCCAAGAGGCUCCGGGAAAUGGGUGGUACACCGGACUGGGCCUGGCUGAGCUCCUGGAACGGCAGGCUAUCGUUCGCGGCACAGCCAUCGCCAUUGAAGAAGGCCCGCGCGAAGUCACAUACGGCGAACUGCACGAAAAAGCACUCUUUGUCGCCGACCAGGUCAAUAGUAUCCUUCAUGAUGACCCUUCCCCAGUCGGCAUCAUUGUCCCGCGCAGUUUGAAUCACGUGUUAUCGCAGGUUGCUGUGAUCUAUUCGGGCCGAGCUUGUGUUCCGUUGGACCCCAAGCUCCCCGACGAGAUGCUCAAGAACAUGCUCGAAAAUCUGGGCUCAACCCUUGUCAUCACGGAUAUUCUACAACAGCAUCGACUACCGGGCGUCAAGCAUCUGGUGGUUGACCACCGCGUGGUUCCUGAAACCUUUGAUGUUAACAUUGCCCCAAGUCAGAAUGGGCCGCAGACAUGCUCUCAUGUGUUCCACACCUCCGGUACAACCGGCAAGCCAAAGGCAGUCGAGGCCUUUGCAGAGGGGAUGAUCAACCUUUGCCUCGAUCCAGCGGACCUGAUUCGGAAGGGACAGCGGGUUGGACACGGCUCCAACGUCAUCUUUGAUACCUCGCUGGUGGAGAUCUGGGGCCCCUUGCUGCGCGGAGCAACCAUGGUUAUAAUCCCCCAAGAGACUGUCCUCGAUCCCCCUGCUCUUAGCGACUUCGUCAAGCAGAAAGAACUCAAUGUGCUGCAACUCACAACCUCCCUGCUCACUGUGACGGCGUAUGCCUGUCCGGAUGCUUUCUCGACCUUGGACACCCUUAUAACCGGGGGUGAGGCGAUCAACUGCCAGACAAUCCAAUCCAUCUUCGAUGCAGGAGCCCCAGGCCGCAUCAUCAACGGCUAUGGUCCGACGGAAGCCAGCGUUUAUGUUUUGUACCACGAAGUCUCGGAGGAGGAGGCCCGCAGGGGCGAAAUCCCAGUGGGAAAGCCGUUCGGCGACGUGGAGGUAUUCCUCGUUGAUGAUAACUUGAACACGGUCAAGCCGGGCGAGGUCGGCGAGCUACUGGUCUCUGGCGUGGGUGUCGCUGGGGGGUAUAUUGGGGAUCCUGAAAAGACGGCAAAGAGCUUCGUGGUCCUUCCCCAACUGCAGCGGAAGGUGGAGCGCGGACCCAACCACAUCUAUCGAACCGGUGACUUGAUGCGUGUGGAUGAGAAAGGAGUAUAUUACUACCUCGGCCGGAAGGAUAACCAGAUCAAGAUCCGUGGUCAGCGCGUGGAGCUGGAGGCCUUGGAAUCGGCCCUGGUUGGUACGGGCCUGGUGAGCGCGGCUGUGGUGGUCAAGAUCACGCCGGAAGAGGUCGGCCGUGGCCAGUUUCUGCUGGCCUACUGCAUUCCUUCCUCCCCAGAUGUCGCCAAUGGUGCCAUUAUGAAAGCCUACAUGGAGCAGGCACCACAUCUCAUGGUCCCCCGUCUGGAGCUAAUUGACAUCCUCCCCCUUCGCUCCACCGGCAAAGUUGACCGGAGGGCCCUGGAAGAACAGUAUUACCAGAAGCUCAAGCGAUCACGGGCUAAUGGAGCUAAUGGAAAUUUCAACACGGGCAGUAACGCCGCUAAACUGGAGUACAUCUGGAUUGACGUGUUUGGUCUCACUGUUGAGCAUCUGCGCCCAACCGACGACUUCGUGGCUAUGGGUGGAACGUCCUUGAUUGCUGCCACGAUGAUCGCUCGCAUUAACCAAACCUUUGGGAUCUCAUUGCGGGCUCAGAUGCUCUACGAAAACACCAGCUUCGAGAGCCUGACACGGCUCGUCACCAACAUCCAAGUUCAUGGCGAUGACUCGAGCAUUCAGGCCGAACAGGAGGUCUGGCUACAAGACUCCAGGUUGGGCGAGAACCUACGGCCUAUCGGAGGCGUUAUCCCGCACUGGCAGGACAAACACGAAGGCAGAAUUUUCCUGACGGGAGCAACAGGCUUUGUGGGCGUGUUUCUCCUCGCCACCCUCGUGAAGCGGCCUGAUGUCAAGAAGGUGGCCUGUUUGGUACGCGCCCACGAUGAGCCCUCAGCCCGGGCACGUCUAGAGAAGACUAUGGAGAAGUAUAGUCUCUACGCAAACAUGGACAAGGUCAUCGCCCUGCCAGGCAAUUUUGGACAGCCCCGGUUGGGUCUGUCUCCGGAGCAGUAUGACUACUUUGCCACAUGGUCUAGUGUGAUCUUCCAUCUCGGAGCCAAGGUCAGCUACGUGGCUCCUUAUUCCUCCCACCGCCAGGAGAAUACGAUCGGGACCUUGAACAUGCUCGAGUUUGCCACUCAUCGGCGGACCAAAGCCAUGCACUACUCGUCCACCAUCGCGGCCUACGGUCCAACUGGGUAUGUUACAGGCGCCAAGCUACUACCAGAAGAUGAGCGGCCCGCGCCGCAUCUGGCUGCUCUGCCUAGCGAUACUGGUUAUGCUCAAAGUCAGUACGUGGCGGAGGCGAUCGUCUGGAACGCCAUUGAUAACGGUUUUCCGGUGGCCGUGUACCGUCCAGGAUUCGUGCUGGGCCAUAGCAAGUCCGGCAUCUGUAACCCAGAUGAUUUCAUCUCCCGGCUCUUCACCAGCUGUAUGGACAUGGGGCUGUAUCCUAUCCUGCCCAACCAGCGCAAGGAGUUUAUUCCCGUAGACUUUGUCGUUGAUUCGAUCAUCCAUAUUUCCCAGACCCACGACAAUCUGGGCCACGCCUAUAAUCUGGUGCAGCCUGACCUUAAUAACGCCAUUGACAUCAACACCAGUUUCGACCUACUCAAUCAGCUCUCUCCUUACAAGAUGGAAGGCGUACCGUACGAGCAAUGGGUGAACUCACUCUCCGAGAGAUUGGACGACCCCCUGCACCCCCUCACUCCUAUGCUCAAAGAAAAGGUGUUUGGCAACAUGACCCGAUGGGAGGUCUACGAGAACAUGGCCGAGUUUGGGCGGGAGAACAUCCGCCGCGCCUUGCAAGAUGCUCCGCACAUUCUCAACCGCGACGACAUUGAAGUGCUCUUCCACCGGUCGCUGAAGAGUUGGCUACCAUGUUGUGUAUGGCACAAGCCCGUACGCAUGCAAGCGUGA